Molecule: messenger RNA, 507 nt
Organism: Eremothecium sinecaudum
Lineage: Eukaryota; Fungi; Ascomycota; Saccharomycetes; Saccharomycetales; Saccharomycetaceae
Gene: SPC2
Product: signal peptidase complex subunit SPC2
Exons: 1
Coding region: 1-507 (168 amino acids)
Biological process (GO): protein targeting to ER
Cellular component (GO): signal peptidase complex; membrane
Source: RefSeq, a predicted model, not a curated record
AUGAAUAAGCAAGUGAAUGUGUAUGCUAUCCCAGACCUUCAUACAGCAAUCGAUGAAGCCUUACCAAGUGUUUUCUCUAGGCUAGGUUAUAAUGAUAACUAUAGGUUGAUCGAUAUGAAACUGGCAAUCGGUUAUUCCAUUGCAGCAGUCGCAGGCAUUAGCUUCAUUUUAGAUAGGAAGUUCAAGUGGGAGGAGGUGUUAAUAUAUCAGAAGUUCUUAGUUGGUCUGUAUGCUAUAUUAUCAGCAAUCUUCUGGGUGUUUAUGAACUUCGUAGAACGUGGUGUUGUUUACCAGGGCGAUAAUAAUGAGGAAAGUAUUAUUAUAAAGACUGAAUUCAAGAAAAAUGAACCAAUAUGUGAAGUUACCUUCAUAGAUGGUAAUGGGAAAGAGAUGGUUUCAAACUUGGCGGCUGUUAAUGUAUUCAAUGAGUAUGGAUAUCUUCAAUUCAACGCCUUGUUCAGCUGGUUCGAAGAACAGGUGAAGUUGUUGAAGAGUAAGAAGGAAUGA